UUACCGUCUCCGGCAAGUCAAGAGGUUAUUUUCCAAUUCUUGAUGUGUUGCAAGAAGAACCAUCACUCUCGUUCUCGUAUUGAGCCAAGUACCGGAAUCGUUUCUGUACAGAUGGAGGAGCAUGCUGUUGCUGCUGCGGCGCUGGAGGAGGAUGUGACGGCUGCGGACAAGUGGCGAGUGUCGAGGCUUUUGUUCACAAUCGAGGAAGAGGAUUUGGAUCAAUUGGAAGAUGAUAAUGAUGAUGUGGCCUCUGUGGAAGUAGAUACUGAUGGCGAACUCCGAGUUGACGUUCCCAUGGAAUAUUCCGGCGAUCCAACACCGUUCUUGACGCCGUGCGACUCUCCUCCGUACUUCACUCCUUCGCCAUCUCCUGGUCGGGAUGUGGAUGACGUCAUUGAUGUUUAUGACAUCAGCAGCAGAACUAGCUGUUGUUUCAAUUUCCAAGGCUCUCAGAUGUGUUAAUUUUUUUUUAUUUUGCUUAAUUACUUCCAACGGUUUUUACAGAUUAGGUGGAACAGUUUCGUAAUUAUUUUACGGGUUUUGUCGGAAUUAUUUUAGUAUUUCGUUUUUUUUGUUACUACAACUUUGUCGUCGUCAUUUUUUUUUUCCGCCAAUAUGAAUAUUAACCAAGACUACAUCAUAUAUACAAUAUGUUGUCAAAAUUAGGACGUAAUGUGAAUAUGUGUGAUAAGUCGAGGAGAUGACGGCAUGACGCUAUGAAGCUGACGAUGAUGAUGAUGUAAAUGAGGGAGGGAUGGUUUACAUUUUGUUUUCUUAG
Camelina sativa (false flax) is the source of this 778-nucleotide messenger RNA. The record is from RefSeq and is a predicted model, not a curated record. Lineage: Eukaryota; Viridiplantae; Streptophyta; Magnoliopsida; Brassicales; Brassicaceae.